CUAAGGGACUACUAUAACGUUUUGAAGCAUCGAGGCUGAGAGAGACGGAACUAUUUAUCGGUACAGUACGUCGCGCGGGUUGUAAACGUGGCGCAUGCCGCGCAUGCGACGCUAUUUUGGAAACAGUGUUGAACAAACAGCGCAUGGAGAGCGCACGUUGUUAUUUAUCUUGCUUGUUUUCAAAGUCUUUCGUUUCUGAUCCUCAAUCAUGUCAAAACAAGGCUUGGUCCUGUCAAAUCAAAAUAGAAACGCAACUCUUGAAUUCAUCAAGGACUACAAGGCCAAUCGACUAUUAUGGGACUGUAAUCACAAACACUACAGAAACGUCGACAAACGCAUGUUAGCUUUUAAGGAAAUGGGGCAAAAGUACAACAUAGACGUCGUUGCCGUCAAGAACAAAAUAAAAUGCCUCCGAUCGUAUUUUAUAAAAGAACAUCAAAAAAUGUUAUAUGCGAAAGGGAAAAAUGCGAGAGAAGUUGAGAGCACGUGGUUUGCCUAUAAACCUUUAUUGUUUAUCAUGAAUACAAUGGCAGAAACAGGAGAAUCUUCUUCCAAAGCAACCAACGAGGUACAUGACCAACAGUCUAUGCAGAUGGAUCCUCUGCAAUGUGAAUCGGAGAUUGAAUGCGACAACAUAUCAAACAAUUCGCGUGAUGAUACUUUAUUCCAAGACGAAAACUCAACUUUCAAUUCAGAAUUAGGACCGCCAAGAAAGAGAAAAUGUAGCAGAGACGAAAAUUAUUUUGUUAUUGACGGAAUUGAUGAUGUAAAGGAUAGGAAGCCUCCAGAAAAGUCCUCUAAUAAGGAUGAAUGUUCUACGUUCGGUGAAUUCGUAGCUCAUAAGUUAAGAAAGCUAAGUGUUAGAAAUAGGGCAGAAGCAGAACACCAAAUACAUAGUAUACUUUAUGAUUUAGAAAUAGAAGAGUUAAUAAUGCAAGAAAUGAAAUAGAAAAUUAUGACAACUGUCUCCUUUGCAAGAAUGCUAUAUAAAUACAUUGUUAAAGUUUAAAAAAAAUAUCUUUUGGUCUAUGA
This is a messenger RNA of Galleria mellonella (greater wax moth), 1032 nucleotides long. RefSeq lists its product as uncharacterized. The transcript has 2 exons. Lineage: Eukaryota; Metazoa; Arthropoda; Insecta; Lepidoptera; Pyralidae. The record is from RefSeq and is a predicted model, not a curated record. The coding region runs from base 209 to 949 and encodes 246 amino acids.